Sinocyclocheilus rhinocerous is the source of this 2185-nucleotide messenger RNA. Its product is annotated as NACHT, LRR and PYD domains-containing protein 1b allele 5-like. Gene Ontology annotation, biological process: regulation of apoptotic process. Bases 305 to 1945 code for a protein of 546 amino acids. The transcript has 14 exons. The record is from RefSeq and is a predicted model, not a curated record. Lineage: Eukaryota; Metazoa; Chordata; Actinopteri; Cypriniformes; Cyprinidae.
AUCUUCGAUGCACCUGAACGGGGUCUCUCCGCUGCUGUCAGGGACACUGUCAAAUCCAAGAAAAUCAGACUGACUCUUUAAUUUCUCAUCCACAUACUGCAGUGUCAAGGAGAAUUAAAAAAAAAAGAAAAAUGAAUGGAUGCAAAAGUACACGGACUGGUAAUUGCUCUUUUGUGCAUUGUGGGCGUUAUGUGAGGUGUGUACGUCUCCUGGAAGGUAGUUGAAGGACAGACACCACUGAGGGAUCAUAACUGUGCAGACUAAUCUUAGCAGACGGGUGUUAAGAGACUCUGCAGCUGUCAUCAUGUCCAUCAAUAAAACCACAGAGACCACCAGUGAGAGCAGACCACCUGUCAGUUAUUUAGUGGCCUUGAAUGAUAAGUUGCAGAUGAAUGCAGACAAAGUGGAGAGGAACAUCAGCGAGACACAGCAGAAUCUCAAAAAGGAUAUCAAAAGGAUGAAUGAAGGGAAGCAGGCCCUGUACCAGGAGGACAUCGACAGGACAAUCCUGAACUCACUGGAGCUGCUGAAUACUCUGGAUCAAAAUGCAGCCGAAGCCUUUCGUUUGCAGCACCCUCAAUCUGAGAUGAUUGAGAAGGAUAUGAAACAUCUGCGAGAGAGUGUGAUGAAGCUCCGUGAGGAACAUGUUCGCAUUUACAAUUGCUCUGCCACCGUCAACCGGGGAAAGAAGAUUGAUGAGAAACUGGAUGAUUCUGAAUGGGAAGUUAAAAGACCUUCAGAGGACAUGACAGAUGCAAAUAUCAAGUACAGUGUCAGCUCCUCUGAAGGGAUGCAUGAAUGUUCAGAGACUAGCCUCCGCUGGCGGUCUGUCGGUGAUGUCAGUUUGGAGUAUCGGUUUGCUGACUGGAAAUCACUCAGUAAAGAUACUAUGAAGAAAUACACACCAUGUGGACCUUUGAUAGACAUCACUGCAACCUCUGGCACACUGGAGGAAAUUCAGUUACCUCACUUCGUCUGUGUCGAUCCUACAUCUUCCUCAGAUGAUACAGUGAAAGUUCUUUAUGUGAAGGACGGUACUGUUUCAUUGGAAAGAUGUGAAUUAAGCGGACUCCAUGCUAAGCUUCUCAAUCCCACCAUCGCAUUAUUUGGAGUUGUUGCAAAUCAGGGUCACCCCCCCCUGAAAUAUCACUGUGAGACUUUGAUUUAUCGCAACAGAAAGGCUCCCCUCAACCUUCAUGUGUACCUGAUUGUAAAGGAUCAAAAACUUAAGAAGUAUGUGGAGGAGAAGGAGAAAAAUAAUACGGAGAUUGUAAAACCAACACCAGAUGAAGGCCUUGCAAUGGAUUACAGUUACACCCUGAAGACAUCUUGUGACUCCAAAAUCAAACCUCAGAGUUUAAAAUUGACUCCCGGCAAGACCAACUUCUUUGAUUUACACAUUCAAGAUGCAAAGGAAUGUCUCGAACUCUCUAUAGAGACAAAAGAGGGCCAAAAAAUAUGGGAUGUUAAUAUAGAACCAGAUGAAUUCAACACAAACAGUUCAGCAUCUGACUGGAGGCUAAAAACAAUUAAUAGAUCGGUGCUGAUUUUGCAAUGGUGGCGCCAGCUGAUAACAGCUAUUGAACACUCAGCUGGUGGUCCUCUUAUAGCGUCUCUUCAGCGAUCCAGAAGUCUUCAGUCUGCAGAGACUGACACAGCACAGAAAAAAGGAAGAUGCAAAAAGGGUGAAGGCGCUGAGUUUGUGGAGAAGCACAGGACAGAGUUGAUCAGAAGGGUCUCACUGGUGGAGCCCAUUGCAGACGACAUGAAACCUCUGCUUGGAGAUGAAAAAUACGGAAUCAUCUUACAGUAUAAAGGAGUAACACAAGCACAAAUGAGAGCGCUUCUGGACUUUCUGACAACACCUAAACUGAAAGAUAAACUUUACCAAAGUCUUCUAGAACGUGAGGGCGUGCUUGUUGAAUAUUUGGAGGGUUCUGGGUAGAUGCUCUUCCAUGCGUCAGAAGAAUUAAUGCAUUAUGGUUUAUUAUUACUUUCAGCUGACAGGUCAUUAGUACUACAAUGUGGCCUGGAGUAUAAUGAGAUGUGGAAUAUACAGUUCUGAUUGGUUUACAUACACAGCUGUAAACGUUUUUUAGUUUAUAGUGUCUAUAUUUUUACACUCAUUGUCAUUUAGUGUUCAGAUAUAAACCUACGAAUACAUAAAAGCAAAUACUUUGAAUUU